Molecule: messenger RNA, 1620 nt
Organism: Cygnus atratus (black swan)
Lineage: Eukaryota; Metazoa; Chordata; Aves; Anseriformes; Anatidae
Cellular component (GO): nucleosome
Molecular function (GO): protein heterodimerization activity; structural constituent of chromatin; DNA binding
Source: RefSeq, a predicted model, not a curated record
CUCCGAGUUAACCAAUUAAAUGCAUCGCUUGUCGGCCAAUCCCAGGCGAGGAGGAGGGGGACAGCUGCUAUAAAUAGGAGCCGGCAGCACUCGCUCUUCUUUUUGCCAAGAGCAGGCUCUGAGAGCGGAAAUGGCGCGCACGAAGCAGACGGCGCGUAAGUCGACGGGCGGGAAGGCGCCCCGCAAGCAGCUGGCCACCAAGGCGGCCCGCAAGAGCGCGCCGGCCACGGGCGGCGUGAAGAAGCCGCACCGCUACCGGCCCGGCACGGUGGCGCUGCGCGAGAUCCGCCGCUACCAGAAGUCGACGGAGCUGCUGAUCCGCAAGCUGCCCUUCCAGCGGCUGGUGCGCGAGAUCGCGCAGGACUUCAAGACCGACCUGCGCUUCCAGAGCUCGGCCGUGAUGGCGCUGCAGGAGGCGAGCGAGGCCUACCUGGUGGGGCUCUUCGAGGACACCAACCUGUGCGCCAUCCACGCCAAGCGCGUCACCAUCAUGCCCAAGGACAUCCAGCUCGCCCGCCGCAUCCGCGGGGAGCGCAUGAGCCCCGAGAUGCGCUUGACGCCGCCGCGCCGCGCCAGGCGCCGGAUGGCCGGCUUGGUGAUGCCCUGGAUGUUGUCGCGCAGCACCUUGCGGUGCCGCUUGGCGCCCCCCCUUGCCGAGCCCCUUCCCGCCCUUGCCCCUGCCGGACAUGCUGCCGCCGCGCUCUGCCUCAACAGCGAGUGGCGGGAACGGGCGCCCGCGCUCGCCUAUAUUGCCGGCGCCAAGUCCGCGCCCGCGCCCAAGAAGGGCUCCAAGAAAGCCGUCACCAAGACCCAGAAGAAGGGCGACAAGAAGCGUAGAAAGACCAGGAAGGAGAGCUACUCGAUCUACGUGUACAAGGUGCUGAAGCAGGUGCACCCCGACACGGGCAUCUCGUCCAAGGCCAUGGGCAUCAUGAACUCCUUCGUCAACGACAUCUUCGAGCGCAUCGCCGGCGAGGCGUCGCGCCUGGCGCACUACAACAAGCGCUCGACCAUCACCUCGCGGGAGAUCCAGACGGCCGUGCGGCUCCUGCUGCCCGGCGAGCUGGCCAAGCACGCCGUCUCCGAGGGCACCAAGGCGUGCCGGGAGGCUGCUCCGGGGGAGAUGGCGCGCACGAAGCAGACGCGUAAGUCGACGGGCGGGAAGGCGCCCCGCAAGCAGCUGGCCACCAAGGCGGCCCGCAAGAGCGCGCCGGCCACGGGCGGCGUGAAGAAGCCGCACCGCUACCGGCCCGGCACGGUGGCGCUGCGCGAGAUCCGCCGCUACCAGAAGUCGACGGAGCUGCUGAUCCGCAAGCUGCCCUUCCAGCGGCUGGUGCGCGAGAUCGCGCAGGACUUCAAGACCGACCUGCGCUUCCAGAGCUCGGCCGUGAUGGCGCUGCAGGAGGCGAGCGAGGCCUACCUGGUGGGGCUCUUCGAGGACACCAACCUGUGCGCCAUCCACGCCAAGCGCGUCACCAUCAUGCCCAAGGACAUCCAGCUCGCCCGCCGCAUCCGCGGGGAGCGCGCUUAAGCUUCUAGCAAAAGGAUCUUUGACUUUCGAAAACCCAAAGGCUCUUUAAGAGCCACCACAUGGCUAUUAAAAAGAGCUGUAAACUCUUA